This is a messenger RNA of Aureobasidium pullulans EXF-150, 243 nucleotides long. RefSeq lists its product as uncharacterized. NCBI's taxonomy places the organism in Eukaryota, Fungi, Ascomycota, Dothideomycetes, Dothideales, Saccotheciaceae. The transcript is spliced from 3 exons. The record is from RefSeq and is a predicted model, not a curated record. Bases 1 to 243 code for a protein of 80 amino acids.
AUGGCCAGAGCCAGUAGUCGCGAGCUGACCUUUCCAGACAUCACCGACCAGGUUGCAAAGGAGUCCUCAGACUCGAACGCCUCGGACCACCCUAUGCACCAGGUCGAAAACACCGCCACCAGCGGCGGCAAGGCCACUGCUCAGGACCACAGCGCCAACCCCGGCCCCGUCAUGGCUGAGGGUCUCGGCGAGCCUGCCAGCAAGGACGACCUCAAGAAGAGAGCUGCUGAGCUCAACAAGUAA